AUGGUUUUCAGAGACAGUCUGCUUUCCGCAGGGAUAUUUGGCCAGCGAUUAGAGGACACGGUGCUGUAUGAGAAAAAGUUGGGCCCCCGGCUGGCCCCCCUGCUGGUGGAGCAGUGUGUGGACUUCAUCAGGGAGAGGGGCUUGGAUGAGGAGGGUCUUUUCCGAAUGCCGGGGCAGGCCAACCUGGUCAAAGAGCUGCAGGAGGCUUUCGACUGUGGCGACAAGCCUCUUUUUGACAGUAACACGGACGUUCACACGGUGGCGUCCUUGAUGAAGUUGUACCUGCGAGAGCUGCCUGAACCUGUCAUUCCCUUCUGCAAAUAUGAAGACUUUCUAACAUGCGCACAGCUUUUGGCCAAAGAUGAGGAGGAGGGGGUUCAGGAGCUUGGAAAGCAAGUUAACACACUACCUCUGCCGAACUACAAUCUCCUCAAGUACAUAUGCAAAUUCCUUGAUGAAGUCCAAUCUCACUGUAAUGAAAACAAGAUGAGUGUUCAGAACCUCGCCACAGUGUUCGGACCCAAUAUCCUUCGACCCAAGAUGGAAGACCCAGUGACCAUCAUGGAGGGUACCUCUUUAGUCCAGCACCUAAUGACGGUCCUCAUCAGGGAACACAACCGUUUGUACUCAGGGAGGGACCAGGAGGGCCUCAACGUACCCCAAGUGGAGCAUCCCUUUCAGGGACAUCAGCUCCACAACCGCAGCCUCGGUGCCUGGAUCUCUGAAGAAGACCUGCAGAGCUGCCCCGUCCCCAACCCCGAACAAGAACUGGACAGCAGCGCCUCGUCGCUCGAUGCUAAACUGUGUGCUGCCGUCACGCCCACGCAGACCCCGAACCCCGUCCCAAAAUUAGGUCAUUCUUCGACGAAAGCCGACACGGUGGUCAGUCCUAGUAAACAAGCCAAGAGCUUACCUUCUUGGAAGUACACUUUUAAAAGCUCCUCCGCGCCUCGUUCUCAGCCGCAGGCUAAGCAGAGCGGAUCGGUGCCAGACCCAAGCGGCGUGUCCUCUGGGGGAGGAAGUAGUAACUGGCUGAUGAACGGUUUGUCCUCUUUGAGGGGCCACAGGCGCACGUCCUCAGGUGAAAGGUCAACACGCGACCGGGACUCAACAGGCUCCUCCCAGAGACUUUCCACCUACGACAACGUCACGUCCUCCUCCAGCAUGGGAAGUGUCCAGAGUGUGGCCAGCACACCCUGGUCUACUUCCUCCUGCGAGAUCUCGGCGCCCGAAUCUGGAAGCGGCGAGCAGAACUGCGGAGUCGUGAGUGAAAGCGGAGAUAAAGCGGAGUGGACGGACGCUCCGAGGGAGGCGGCGCGAGGACGGGACGGGGAUGUGAGCGCAGAUCCCGGCUCUGAGCGGGACAGCUGCGAGGCCAUGGAGCUGUGCAGCAGCAGCGCCGCCUGCAGCGAGAACGGCAACGUGAGCACGGCCGCCGGAGUUCCAUCCAUCGUCACGUCUGAGGAUGGGGACGGGACUGAGGUCUCGCUGGGCAGUCUGGUGGACGGCCUGAAGGACCAGCUUCACAAACAGAAGGCUGCCUACGAGGCCAGGAUCCAAAAGUUGGAGGAGUCCAGCGCUGCCUUGUGUGCACACCUGGAGCGUCUGGAGCAGGCGAUGGAGCAGGAGAAGAAGAGGCAGCGCAUGCUGGAGAUCAAACUACGGAACUCUGAGCGCGCUCGCGAGGACGCCGAGAACCGCAACAAGCUCCUGGAGAAAGAAAUGGAGGAUUUCUUUGCUACUCUCGGGGAUCUGACCACGACGACGAGGACCAGCGAUAUUUGACAGGCGGGUCGGCAACCCGGGUUUGUCUUAAAGGACUCAUGUCUUUGUUGGGAAGAAGAGAAGAAGUUUGUAAGCAAACAAAAAGGUGAGCUCAUUCAAGCGACCAAACUGAAGCACGUAAAAUGAGUUAUUUCUGCAAUUUGGACACCAUGAGGUGUGCGUUACAAGAUGGACGUUCAUUGUGAGUCCAGCAGAGAGGUGUGGAGUAGAAGGAGCAGUUUUAUCCUAAGAGUGGAGCUUGCACUGCAGAUAGAAGUUCCUCUACUCCAACAUGCAACUCUCUGCUGGCUCCUCAGGCUCUUCCAGUGCCUCUCUGGUCACAUGACUUCCUCCGUGUCUUACGACUUGGCAGCCAUGUUGACUCGUGGCACCCGAAGCUAAACACUGCCCUUAAAAAGAAAACCUGUCUCUUCCUGGUUGUGCCUUCAGGGAACUAUUUUGUCUUUUAAAUAUUACGAAAGAAGAAAGCGGCAAACAGAAAGCGACUCCCUCAGAACACACGUCCUGUUUUUGUGUACGUGAAGAAAAGUGCCGAUGACCAACAACUUAGAAGGUGCCAAUUAUUGUGAAAGUGAAGAAUGUAUUCUAGUAGUGAAUGUAACUAACAAUGUUCAAGGUCGGCCAUUCAAUUGUCCUUAGAGCAGGGGUCGGCAACCCAAAAUGUUGAAAGAGCCACAUUGGACCAAAAAUACAAAAACAAAUCUGUCUGGAGCCGCAACAAAUUAGAAGCCAUAAUACAAACAGAUAGUGUGUCAUGAGAUAUACAUUGAAUUAAGAUGACUUAAAGGAAACUAAAUGAGCUCAAAUAUAGCUACAAAUGAGGCAUAAUGAUGCAAUAUGUACAUACAGCUAGCCUAAAUAGCAUGUUAGCAUCGAUUAGCUUGCAGUCAUGCAGUGACCAAAUAUGUCUGAUUAUCACUCCACACAAGUCAAUAACAUCAACAAAACUCACCUUUGUGUAUUCACGCACAACGUUAAAAGUUUGGCGGACAAAAUGAGACAGAAAAAGAAGUGGCAUAAAACACGUCCUAGAAAGUCGGAGAAAGUUAUACAUUGUAAACAAACUAAGGUGAGUUCAAGGACCGCCAAAAUUAGUAGGACAAAACGGCGCUCGCCAAAUACUCGAAUCAGUGAAGCAUGUUUAAUACAAACAGUGUGCAUUAUAACAAUUAGGGAGGUUUGUGUCAUGUUUGUCCUCCUACAGUAACCAUAUUAAAACAAAAAAUAUAUAUUUUUUCCCCUCAUCUUUUUCCAUUUUUCAUACAUUUUUGAAAAAGCUUCAGAGAGCCACUAGGGCGGCGCUAAAGAGCCGCAUGCGGCUCUAGAGCCGCGGGUUGCCGACCCCUGCCUUAGAGCGAUGCAUGCUGGGAAAAAAAGGGCCCAACAAAUGAAAAUGUGCUUAUUUUUAUUUCAUUCACUUUAGAAAGACGUUUUGUCUUUGACUACUACCACUAAGAAGCAAUUCCAUAGAAAGACAACCCAAAAAUAUCAACUUUUGUUUUUGCUCCCAUUUC
Messenger RNA from Entelurus aequoreus (snake pipefish), 3299 nucleotides. Its product is annotated as rho GTPase-activating protein 22-like. Gene Ontology annotation, molecular function: GTPase activator activity. The transcript is spliced from 7 exons. Lineage: Eukaryota; Metazoa; Chordata; Actinopteri; Syngnathiformes; Syngnathidae. Gene Ontology annotation, biological process: signal transduction; activation of GTPase activity. The coding region runs from base 1 to 1785 and encodes 594 amino acids. The record is from RefSeq and is a predicted model, not a curated record. Gene Ontology annotation, cellular component: focal adhesion.